AUGUCGGACAAGUCAAAGGGCAUCUCCCUGCGCAAGAAGCGGGACAAGGACAAGAAGAAACCGCCGCCGACCAUCAGCGCGCCGCGUCAGAUCAGUGCGCCCAUGCCCGCAGGCGCUGGCAUUGCAGCACCCAGCAUCUCAAGCGGAGGACGCCCAUCCACCGACUCGAGCCGAUCGCGGCAGAACAGAGGCGAUGUCCCACGAGAACGCCCCCAGAGAGCCGACAAGACGGCCGAUCUGGUCAAGAGGCGGUACUCGCAGAAGAUCACCACGCUGCCGAGCGACUUUGGCAAUGGGCCCAUGCCCGACAUGCCGCAGAUACCCAUGCAGUUCCGCGAGAAGGACCCGGCGAGGGAGAACCGCCCUCCCGCUGGUGGUGACGGGCGAGGGCCAAGAGUUGACAUGAAGGCGUUGCACGCCUCGGAAGAAGACAUCCGCCGCUUUCAAGACGAGCUUCGCAAGACGAAACACCGCACUUCCGUUGACCUCCAGACCAAUGUGUAUCAGAACAGGACCCAGUUCAUCAAGAUCAGCAAAGAAGCCGAAAAGCUCAAAGGCGAGAUGCGCACUCUGCGCCAAUUGAUGUCCGAUCUGACAACCACCCUGGAGCAGACUGCUUCGGCCUCCAACACUGAAACUGACAUGACUAACUCUCGGAGGGCCAACAGGAGCUCGAUUGGCGAUUUGAAUCAAAUUCGUGCUGGACAGUUGCAGCAGCUGUACCGGGAUGUUGAGGGCUCACAAAAGUAUCUGCCGCCCAUUCCCGGACGCUUCAUCAUCUGGCGAUCCAAAAGAUGGUUCGAGCUGGACUCUGCGACACUAAAGGCCAAGCGUCGGGUUCAAAUACUGCUGCUCAACGACCACCUUCUUGUGGCUCAGGAGAAGAAGGCACGCAAUGAUGUUGCAGGUCAGCGAGACGGCAACCGAUCUGUUCUGGAGUACAAGGCACAAUUAUGCUUCCCGCUGCAGGACGUACAUGUCACACGUACGCCAGAGGAUCGCAUCAUUAUACGACACGGUUCGGAAUCCUACACCUACGACACCAAAAGAGAGGAUGUGGGAGACAAGAUGGCGUUUGUCUCUACAUGUCGAAAAACAAAGGACGACUUGCGGAAGAGCCAAGAAGCUGACGUCGAGGAGAAGGACCGCGUCCAGGAUUCUUACAACCACCUGCUUUCCCGCGAUCCCGAACUUGUGAAGAAAACCGAUCUGCUUGAAAACCUGUCCGAAGCCGUUAACAACAACCAAACAAGCACAUUUGUUGAUGUCGAUGGACAACAGCGGAACAUUCGUUGGGUGGAAACACAACUGGAUCGUCUCGAUAUCGAGAUAGCGCUGCAGCACUUUAAUGAUGCAGUCGUGGAGGUAGAAAAGCUCAAAGAGCUUGCCAAGAACAUCAGAGGUAACGAAAUGGCCAAGGCUGUUGUCACAUACAAGGUCAACGAGCGCGCAACCAAACUAGCCACCAUUCUAGUAAAACAGCUUGUAGAGAACAACAAUUGGAUUUCGUCUGUUAAACAACAUGUAGGCUGGGUUCUUCGUCUAGGCUUCGAAGACCGAGCAAGAGAAGCCUACCUCGAGGCUCGGGGCAACCUCAUCAGAACGCGUUCACGACAAUGCAUCUUCGAGGGUAAUCUGCCCGACUACAUUUUUCAAAUAUCAUACAUCUACUUCACCAUCAUCAAGAACACUGUCGACAUGUUCCAGAAAUGUUUCCCCCAGCAGCUCAUGUCAGCAUGCGUGAAGUGGGCAAAGGAACAUGUGGAUCAGUUUAACAUACUCCUGAAGAGACAGUUGAGCAGCGUAGAUGAGCACAGCAAGUUGUGGACAGAGUGUAUGCUCCUGGCCCAUGAUCAUGCGCGGAUGCUAAAAGAAGUGGGACUCGACUUUUCGGAGCUGGUGGGGAACGGAGUGAGAGAUAGCGACAGGUCGCCGGUACAAGAGCCUGUUGGGUUGGGGCUAAGUUAG
Messenger RNA from Parastagonospora nodorum SN15, 1968 nucleotides. RefSeq lists its product as hypothetical. The transcript is spliced from 3 exons. NCBI's taxonomy places the organism in Eukaryota, Fungi, Ascomycota, Dothideomycetes, Pleosporales, Phaeosphaeriaceae. Gene Ontology annotation, biological process: intracellular protein localization; Golgi to plasma membrane transport; exocytosis. The coding region runs from base 1 to 1968 and encodes 655 amino acids. The record is from RefSeq and is a predicted model, not a curated record. Gene Ontology annotation, cellular component: exocyst.